Morus notabilis is the source of this 498-nucleotide messenger RNA. RefSeq names its product probable glycosyltransferase At5g20260. Lineage: Eukaryota; Viridiplantae; Streptophyta; Magnoliopsida; Rosales; Moraceae. Bases 1 to 498 code for a protein of 165 amino acids. The record is from RefSeq and is a predicted model, not a curated record. The transcript has a single exon. Gene Ontology annotation, molecular function: glycosyltransferase activity.
AUGCUCAACAAGUUCAAAAUUUUCAUCUACAAGCCAAAUGCGGCCUUCCCCUACGAAUCUCCAUCUGAGUCGCUCUUCUACACCUUUCUCCGGAGCAGUCCCUUCGCCACUGAAGACGGCGAACAAGCUCACCUCUACUUUGUCCCCUUAUCCUCCAAUGUUCGUAUCAACUCCCUCUCACGCUUCGUUAGGGAGAUCCAGAGGGCCUUACCGUAUUGGAACCGCAUCCUCAGCGUAGACCACGUCUUCAUCUCCUACCGCGGCAACACCACUGAUGGCGACCGGAACGUCCUCGAGCUGAGGAAGAACGCAAUCCAGAUCUCCUGCUUUCCCGCUCCCGUCGGCAAGUUCAUUCCUCACAAAGAUGUUUCCCUGCCUGCGGUCUCCACCUUCAGCGUUGACAUGUCGCUCGAGCCGAAGAACGCAUCAGUGAGAUUCCUCAGCUACCUCCGGCCUGAUCAGAGCAGCGGAGCGAACGAGUCGGCCCUGGUGAAUUAG